Messenger RNA from Aspergillus campestris IBT 28561, 1302 nucleotides. RefSeq names its product Zn(II)2Cys6 transcription factor domain-containing protein. The coding region runs from base 1 to 1302 and encodes 433 amino acids. The transcript has 2 exons. The record is from RefSeq and is a predicted model, not a curated record. Gene Ontology annotation, biological process: regulation of DNA-templated transcription. NCBI's taxonomy places the organism in Eukaryota, Fungi, Ascomycota, Eurotiomycetes, Eurotiales, Aspergillaceae. Gene Ontology annotation, molecular function: DNA-binding transcription factor activity, RNA polymerase II-specific; zinc ion binding.
AUGGGCCCAGAACCGUCCUUCAGUCCACAAUCUCACAGAAAGAGACAGGGGGCGCCUCCACGCAAAAAAGCAUGUCAAAGCUGCACCAAAUCCAAGGUCCGCUGCAGCCUCGACCGACCGGUCUGUUCUCGCUGCCGGUUAUCGGGUCGAGCGUGCGUGUAUCCUGUUCUCAGCGGAGGUAGCGACUCGAGUCGUGCCAAGGCAUCUCAUUUCGCAAUCGAAGAUACGACUUGUGAGUCGUAUCCUGAUGCAUCGGUGUUGGGUACGCCGUCGAUUGAUCCACUCCCCGAGAUGCCCAUCCCUGUAGCUCCCAGUACGAGCGGCUCCAUCUGGCAUUCUCCGAUCCCACCGCACAGACACGUGGGAACAAGUGGUUCCGAUCAGUCUGCAUACUCCUUCAACUUUGUAGACAUCAGUCUAGUCCCGAGCGCAAAUGCGGGAGAUAUCCGGGACCGAUGGCUGAGACCGUAUAUUCUCCCUCCCCUGGGGCAGGAGGAGUUUCCCAAGGUCUAUCAUCCGUUCACGCUACAAUAUAUCUCGCGAGUCUUGGCUACCUACCCACGGUUCAUGUUGAAGGAUAGUGGUCUUCCACCGAUUAUACACUGGGCGCAGAUAACCGGCCGGGAGAUGCCCCGGUCGCUCGCUAACUGCUAUAGUUUGGUCCGGCUGUGGGAGCAAGCGGUGCCUGGUAGUGAGGCGAUGGUGAUUAGCACAGUCGAGAGGGAGAUGGAACGGUUGGCUACAGAGCCGCCUAGUCCGCACGACUUCGACCAGCUGUCAUCUUUCCAGGCGUACCUCCUCUACUCGAUCAUGAUGUAUUUCUCACCACGGAACUCUUCUGCCGCUGUCAACGAUAAGACGAUGAUCACUUUGAUGGAGCUCGCAGCCCGCACCGCCUGCAAUGGCCUCUUCUGCACGGCUGAGGUCGCGCAUACGCGACCGUCGUGGGAGUCCUGGAUCGUGGUGGCUGCGAAACGACGCACCAUCCUAGCCAUGUACCUCUUCAAUAGCGUGUACAACGCCGACCGGCUACUGCCCAAUUUCGGCGCCGAUGAGAUGAGGGGAGUGUACGCGCCGGAAGACAAAGAACUCUGGAGUGCUCACAGUCGCGAUGGGUGGGAAAAGUCAUACGAUCGUUACCUACUAGACUGGGAGGACGGGUUCUUCGAGAUAUCUGAGCUGUGGAGGUCUGCGGAGACGGGAUCAACCGAGCGGAGAGCAAGGAUCGAACGCUGGGCUCAAACGCUGGAUGAAUAUGGGAUGAUGAUUUUCGGCGUGUGUUCACACCUCCACGGAUGCUAA